AUGAAGGGUAUAGUCUCAAUCUGCUGCUUCUUCAGCCUGCUGGUCCUGGCCUUAGCAGCAGUAGGCCUGGGGGCCCGGGGCAUCCCUCCAGUGCUGGCAGUGGGGACACCCGACCCCCUCCUUCCCCUCUUGGACAAGCCUCUCAGUCCCCUCAGCCUCAAGGUCGGCCACUUGACUGAUCCUCAUGGUCCUCGCCCCCCUUCUGUGGAAUUACCACCCGGACAUGCCCUCCAUCGCCCAGCUCCUAGCAUCCAGAACCACGUCACCAAGAGUGCUUACACUGUGGCCUGUGACAUUGGCCAGCAGGAGGAGGAGGUGGAGGAUGUCCUGAGCAACAUCCUGAGAGACAGAUCACACAUCGACGAGACGCUGAGGCUGGCCUCUGAGGAGAACGCAGCAGAAAACUAUCAUGCUGCUAUUCAGAAGUUACGUAAGAUCUACCACGCAGCCAUCAAGCCCAUGGAACAGGCCUAUAAGUACAACGAGCUCAGAGCACAUGAGAUCUCAGAUGGGGAGAUCACCUCCAAGCCCAUGGUGUUGUUCCUUGGGCCCUGGAGUGUAGGCAAGUCCUCCAUGAUCAACUACCUGCUUGGCCUGAAGGACAGCCCCUACCAGCUGUACACAGGUGCUGAGCCCACUACCUCUGAGUUCACUGUGAUCAUGCACGGCGAGAAGACCCGCUCCAUAGAGGGUAUCGUCAUGGCGGCCGACAGCUCGCGCUCCUUCUCGCCCCUGGAGAAGUUUGGGCAGAGCUUUCUUGAGAAGCUGAUCGGCAUUGAGAUGCCCCACAAGCUGUUGGAGCGCGUCACCUUCGUGGACACGCCUGGAAUCAUUGAGAACCGCAAGCAGCAGGAGAGAGGCUAUCCCUUCAACGACGUGUGCCAGUGGUUCAUCGAUCGUGCCGACCUCAUCUUCGUGACCUUUGACCCCACCAAGCUGGAUGUGGGCCUGGAGCUGGAGAUGCUCUUCCGCCAGCUGAAGGGACGUGAGUCCCAGAUCCGCAUCAUCCUCAACAAGGCAGACAACCUGGCCACCCAGGACUUGAUGCGUGUCUACGGUGCCCUCUUCUGGUCGCUGGCGCCCCUCAUCAACGUCACAGAGCCCCCAAGGGUCUACGUCAGCUCUUUCUGGCCUUACGACUACGCACCCGACACCAGCCGCGAGCUGUUUAAGCGCGAGGAGAUCUCCCUCUUGGAAGACCUAAACCAGGUGAUUGAGAACCGCAUGGAGAACAAGAUCGCCUUCAUCCGCCAGCAUGCCAUCCGGGUGCGUAUCCACGCCCUUCUGGUGGACCGCUACGUUCAGACCUUCAAGGACAAGAUGAGCUACUUUAGUGACCCCGACCUGGUGUUCAAGGAGAUCGUGGACGACCCGGACAAGUUCUUCAUCUUCAAGUCCAUCCUGGCCAAGACCAACGUGAGCAAGUUCGACCUGCCCAACCGUGAAGCCUACCAGGACUUUUUCGGUGUGAACCCGAUCGGCAGUUUCAAGUCCCUGUCCGCCCAGUGCUCCUACUCAAGCGGCUGCCUGCUGGACAAGAUCGAGAAGGCCAUCACCAGCGAGCUGCCGGGUCUUCUAAGCAGCAUCAACCCAGGCAAGACCCCCCCCGGCCUGUCCUCCUGCGAGGCCACUGGAUGCGGAGACAAGCCUAAGAACCGCUAUCGGAAAAACUGAUAGAAUACGAGAGAGAGGGGGAGGGAAGAGGAGAAAGGAAGAGGAGGAGGUGUGAAGGAGUGAUAAAGGGGAACGGUGACAUUUGUCAGACCCCCGGUCUUGUCAGAAGCCUGUAAUGUUGUUGUUUGAGGAGAAGGGAAGGGUUCAUUUAGAGGGUUGUUUCUCAGGAGAACAAGAGGUGGUGGUGUGUUGAGGAUUUGGGGAGAGGAAGAGAUGGAGGGAGGGAGGGUUGGUUUGUGUGUCUGAUUUGGCAGCGGAGAAUAAUAGUUGCUUGGAGAGAUGAGAAGAUUACAGAAUAACUCAUCUCCCUCCUCUCUCCCUUGCACAACCACAACGAACUGUCUGUUAUUGCGGGAAAAAUAUGUAAAAUUGUAUAAAACAAAAAAAUCGUGAGACUGAAACAGUCAACCACCAGCUCCCUUGUAUGUGAAUAAAAUGGGAAAUUGGAAACAGGAGUUGCCCAUUUGUUUUACAAGAUCUUAUUUGAAAAAUGCAUUUCAGCAGGUCUCACUUCUCUGCGAUGUUCUUUGUCUUUCUUUUUGAAGUCUGGGUUCAGUCCUUUCCACAGACAUUACAUCUUGAUCUUUUCUCUCUCCUAUGAAGGCAUUAUAAGCUCAGCCUUUAGGUUUAAUAACACUGUGGAGAUACCUUUUAACACUGCAUGUUAGAUGACAGAUGGUAUUUAUUUAAUAACAGAUGAUAUCAUAGGUGCAUGUAUUUACCUUUCUCACUUUGAACUUUCAAUAAUGUUCCCUUAAACAACUGACAACCCUUAUGGUGCAGUCCCAACAACCCCUAUGUACGGUGCUGUAAGAUGGUCCACUCUGUUGGCCAUCUUUCUUUUAUAUGCUUCUUCUCGCUCUCAGGUUGUUGACAGCCUGUAAUAUGAGCAGAGACGAAAGAGGAAGUGAGACAUCCUACUCCCUUAUUUUUUCUGGUUCAUAUGCAGUCCAUGAACUAAGUAGACCAGACCCAGCUGUUAUCGCAUUGGUGUCUAUGGGAGAA
Messenger RNA from Salvelinus namaycush (lake trout), 2679 nucleotides. Its product is annotated as sarcalumenin-like. Lineage: Eukaryota; Metazoa; Chordata; Actinopteri; Salmoniformes; Salmonidae. The record is from RefSeq and is a predicted model, not a curated record. The transcript is spliced from 8 exons. Gene Ontology annotation, molecular function: GTP binding. Bases 1 to 1674 code for a protein of 557 amino acids.